CCAAUAAACAAACCCAGACCUCUCUCCAUAAGAUAAUGAAGAGAGAGAAAGUCUAGAUUCUACACGAACAAGAGAGAGAUGAUAUAGUUUCAGGGCUGACUAAAAAAGUCAGACGAAGGAAAGGAAGCAACAUCCAGUGGUCUUUGGAGCCCGCAAAUAAAGAAAAGGGAAAAAAUUAGAGAAGGCAACAGAGGGAAAGGAGAGAUGCAGCAGAAAAAGCAGAGGUUGCAAAUAUAAGAAAGACAAACCCAUUUUUCUCCCUCUUUUUGUUCUCAUAUCUGUGUUAUUUUGGAAGAGAUUAGGUUCUCAAAAGCCGAGUCCAGUAGCUCUUAUAGCUUCUUCAUCUAGAUUGCUUCUUUGGAUAACCACAGCAGCAUAAUCGAAAGAGACCUAUCUCGGCGUUUUUAGUACAUACCCUGAGCUCUAAACCGAGCUGUACAAGCUCUUCCUUCAUCUUCUUCCUAUGUUCUUUCCGGAAGAAGAAAACCCUGUUAGGGAAAAGAUGGAGGAUUUGUAUAAUCAACUUGCCAGGUCCUCUUAUAAGGAAUCCGUUAAAGCCCUGGAGGCUGAUAUACAACAUGCCAAUACUUUGGCGGCAUCAAUUCCAAGAGCCAAGGGUGGUGCGUGUCUUCAAAUGAAAUUAGUUUACAGCAACUUGACUCCUUUGUUUCUGUUUCUGCUUCAGUGGAUGGAUUCCUCUUGUACCUGCCUACUACAGAGAUAUAUUGACCUCUUUCACAUAGUGGUGUAUAAGGUUUAUGCAGAUGGGAGGCCUAACAUUUCUUCACAUGGGAGGAAAGCGACAAUUAGGCAAUUUUAUGCUGUCAUAUUGCCCUCUCUACAACAGCUCAAUGGUGAUUCUUAUGAGAGGAGUUGCAGCAUGGAGGUGUUUGGUAGAAAGAGAGUGGAAGAGAAGAGGAAGUUCUCUGAUAUGGAUUUGGAGAGAGAAGAUGAAUGUGGCAUUUGCAUGGAACCAUGCACCAAGAUGCUCAUGCCUACUUGUUGCCAUGCCAUGUGCAUUAAUUGCUACCAUGACUGGAAUACAAGGUCAGAGUCCUGCCCAUUUUGUCGAGGUAGCAUAAAGAGAGUUAAGUCAGGAGAUCUAUGGGUUCUCACCAGUAAGAGUGAUGUGGUAGACAGAGAGACAGUGGCCAAGGAGGAGCUGUUGCGGUUCUACCUCUAUAUCAAUAAGCUGCCAAAAGAUAUUCCAGACGUCCUUUUCUUAGUGUAUUAUGAAUACCUGAUCUGAUCAGAGGAAGAUCUGAAUAAUAAUGUACAGUAAGUAUCAAUCUGAUGUUUAAGAAAGAGAAAAAGCCGACCGUAGCUUGUAGACAGAGUCUGGUGAGAAAAAAUCUCUUAGUUUAGGCAUCAAAUAAUCUCAUCCUCUCUUUUACUUCCAUAGAACUGUGUAAAACCUCAGUGACAGAGGUCCCGAAAAUGAAUGAAAGUCGAAUCUCUAAAUUUAAAAAAAUGGAGAUCCAACAUUUCCACUCUUUUCCUCUUUAA
This is a messenger RNA of Macadamia integrifolia, 1506 nucleotides long. RefSeq names its product E3 ubiquitin-protein ligase AIRP2-like. Gene Ontology annotation, biological process: protein ubiquitination. The record is from RefSeq and is a predicted model, not a curated record. NCBI's taxonomy places the organism in Eukaryota, Viridiplantae, Streptophyta, Magnoliopsida, Proteales, Proteaceae. The transcript has 5 exons. Gene Ontology annotation, molecular function: ubiquitin protein ligase activity. Bases 464 to 1249 code for a protein of 261 amino acids.